Rotaria sp. Silwood1 is the source of this 1236-nucleotide messenger RNA. The record is from the annotation of a GenBank genome assembly. NCBI's taxonomy places the organism in Eukaryota, Metazoa, Rotifera, Eurotatoria, Philodinida, Philodinidae.
AUGGCUUCACAUUUCAUAAUUUCUGGUCUUAAAAACACACAUCUUCAAAAAAAAAACUUAUCUGAUCGUAGUCGUCUUCAUAACUAUGAUGUUAUUAUUAAAUUUUAUUCAGCAAAGAAUUUACCAAAAACAGACUUAGUUGGACACUGUGAUCCAUAUUUUAUAGCAAAUAUUGAUCAUCAAAUUUUAUAUACAUCAACUAUACUUUCAAAUACAUCAAAACCUAUAUGGAAGGAUGAAGAACGGAUUGUUCGAAAUAUUCCAUCUACAGCUAAACUUAUUGUUAAAAUCUAUGAUAAAGACGAUGAAAAACUUGCUGACGAUUAUAUCGGUCGAUUUGUAAUAUCUGAUUUUAUUCAUUAUUAUCCUCCUUCAAAAGGUCAUAAAAUUAUUGGCACAUUUAAUCAAUGUAAUGGUCGUUUUCAUUUAUCUAUUCAAGUGACAAAGACAUCUGAAGAGACGAAACAACUUCCUCCAUACACAUACGAUGGUUCAUGUCGAUAUUCUCGUCAUGAUUCUCUUGCUAUUGGUCGUUUAACUAUGCUCAAUGCUGAUUGUAUUUAUUCAACAUGGAAAAUACAAAUGAGAAGAAUUUUAUAUUUUUUUCCACCUAAUGAAAGACAACAUUGGAAUAAGCACUAUCAAUCAGCAGUAACUAUCUUUGGUAAUUAUCCACUUUCAAUAGUAAUACAAGGUGGAAUUAAAUUAGCGCAUAGAACACUCUAUAGAAAAACAUUAAAAAAUAAUGAUUAUGGUCGAUUGAACAGUGCUGAUGAUCUUUGGAAGCUUUUGUUUUUUGAUAAAACAACAAAAACAAUUAAACCAUGCAUUUAUACAUAUAUUAUUGAUGAUAAUACAUGGAGAUUUAGUGAAACAGCAAAUCAAUUUUUUACAGAUUUUGCUAGUAAACAUGCUUUAUUAGCGAAUUCUUCGAAAUAUAUUUGCUAUGCAGGUGAAUUUCAUUCACGUCCAAAAUAUGGAUGGAAUCGAUUAGAUGAUGAAUGGGAAUUAGUAUUUGAUAAUAGAUCUGGUACUUAUGCUCCAACUGCUGAUUUAUUAGUAAAUUUGAAAGAAUUAUUAUUAUUUAAUUUUCCUGGUUUGAAUAUUGUUACAUAUAAUUAUAAAGAUCCUGAACUAAAACAAAGUUUAGAAGAAUUGAAAUUAGCAAUCGAAAAGUAUAAACAUAGUAUAGAAACAAUUGAAAAACUUGUCUUUCAUUUUAGACCAUCGAUUUAA